Mustela lutreola (European mink) is the source of this 1854-nucleotide messenger RNA. RefSeq names its product even-skipped homeobox 1 (gene EVX1). The record is from RefSeq and is a predicted model, not a curated record. Lineage: Eukaryota; Metazoa; Chordata; Mammalia; Carnivora; Mustelidae. Gene Ontology annotation, biological process: regulation of transcription by RNA polymerase II. The transcript has 3 exons. Gene Ontology annotation, cellular component: nucleus. Gene Ontology annotation, molecular function: RNA polymerase II cis-regulatory region sequence-specific DNA binding; DNA-binding transcription factor activity, RNA polymerase II-specific. The coding region runs from base 252 to 1466 and encodes 404 amino acids.
GGCAAUGGGGCUUCCUCCCAGAGGCGGUACGGCACAGAGGAGCGCUCGCAUCACAAGGUGACCCCAGCUCCCCACCGCCACCACCGCCGUCACCGUCGACAUCGCGCUCCGGCCGCUCCGCGCCCGCCCAGUCGCCUGGUCUCUCUUUCUCCCUCCCGCAGCCAAGAUCUGUCGGACCGCUGGGGAUCCGGGGAGACGGGGGCUAGGAGUCAUUUGGGACUUCCUCCCUCCCCCCUCCGGCGAGCCCCGGGAUGGAGAGCCGAAAGGACAUGGUUAUGUUUCUGGACGCGGGUCAGCUUGGUACUCUGGUUGGCAAGAGGGUCUCCAGUUUGUCCGAAGCCGUGGGCAGCCCGCUGCCUGAGCCGCCGGAGAAGACGGUGACCCGUGGUUGCCUGAGCCCGCGGGCCGGCCCUCCGGCCGUCCGGGAGCGCGGCGGGGGAGGCCUAGAGGAGGAGCCGGUCGACGGACUAGCAAGCAGCGCCGCGGGGCCGGGCAACGAGCCGCGGGCAGCCGGGGCUGCGGUGCUCGGCCCCGGACCUCCGGCCCCUUCCGCCGACAGCCUCUCGGGUCAGGGGCAACCUAGCAGCUCGGACACCGAGUCGGAUUUCUAUGAAGAAAUCGAGGUGAGCUGCACCCCGGACUGCGCCACGGGGAACGCCGAGUACCAGCACAGCAAAGGGCCCAGCUCAGAGGCACUGGCCGGCAGUCCCAACAGCGGCAGCGAGGCCCCCAAGAGCAACAGCAGCGGCAGCUCACAGGGCACCCUGGCCUGCAGCGCCAGUGACCAGAUGCGCCGCUACCGCACCGCCUUCACCCGGGAGCAGAUUGCCCGGCUGGAGAAGGAGUUCUACAGGGAGAACUAUGUGUCCAGGCCGCGGAGAUGCGAGCUGGCCGCCGCCCUAAACUUGCCGGAAACCACCAUCAAGGUGUGGUUCCAGAACCGGCGCAUGAAGGACAAACGGCAGCGGCUGGCCAUGACGUGGCCGCACCCGGCCGACCCCGCCUUCUACACGUACAUGAUGAGCCACGCGGCGGCCGCGGGCGGCCUGCCCUAUCCCUUCCCGUCGCACCUGCCCCUGCCCUACUACUCGCCGGUGGGCUUGGGCGCCGCGUCCGCCGCGUCCGCCGCCGCCUCGCCCUUCAGCGGCCCGCUGCGCCCGCUCGAUACCUUCCGCGUGCUCUCGCAGCCCUACCCGCGGCCCGAACUGCUGUGCGCCUUCCGCCACCCGCCGCUCUACCCCGGCCCGGCUCACGGACUGGGCACGGCGGCCGGCGGCCCCUGCUCCUGCCUCGCCUGCCACAGCGGCCCGGCCAACGGGCUGGCGCCCCGCGCCGCCGCCACCUCGGACUUCACCUGUGCCUCCACCUCCCGUUCGGACUCCUUCCUCACCUUCGCGCCCUCGGUGCUGAGCAAGGCCUCCUCCGUCGCGCUGGACCAGAGGGAGGAGGUGCCCCUCACCAGAUAAGGGGCCGCCCGCGGGCUGCCGGCUACAGGACGCCCAUGCGGGGACCCUCGCGGGGACUCAGCCAGCGCCCCUCCCCGCCCCCAGGGCACCGAGGGGGAAAGAAGAGGGCCGAAAAGGACCAGAGGGGCUCGGCCUCGGCCUCGAGGAUCGGGACGCCCGGGAAGCGGCCGUGGCUUGGCCGGCGCCUUUGGGGAUCAGGAGUGGGGAUGGGGACGCGGGGGCUGAGAGACCUUCCUCGGGGGCGGCCUCUCUUGCCGUUUUUCACCGGACCCAUUACCCCUGACUGGAGUCAGGCCGCGGCUCCAAAGCCAAACAAAUUGAGUAGCAACAGCAACUGAUAUCCAGCCCCUCAGUACCUCCUCCCACCCGCCACCUCACCCCUGCCUCA